This is a messenger RNA of Micromonas commoda, 16140 nucleotides long. RefSeq lists its product with no specific name. The coding region runs from base 1 to 16140 and encodes 5379 amino acids. NCBI's taxonomy places the organism in Eukaryota, Viridiplantae, Chlorophyta, Mamiellophyceae, Mamiellales, Mamiellaceae. Gene Ontology annotation, molecular function: ubiquitin-protein transferase activity; Hsp70 protein binding. Gene Ontology annotation, biological process: protein ubiquitination. The transcript has 2 exons. The record is from RefSeq and is a predicted model, not a curated record.
AUGGACGACCCGGUCGAUGGCGACGUCUGGGAUGACUUCGGUCAGAAGGUGGACCUCACAGCGAGGCUACGCGAGAUCCUCCUCAACUACCCGGAGGGUACCAGCAUCCUCAAGGAGCUCGUCCAGAACGCGGACGAUGCCGGCGCGAGGACGGUGAAGGUAUGCCUCGACGAGCGCUCGCACGGCACCGAAACGCUGGCGUACGAUGGCCUCGCGCAGUUCCAGGGCCCGUCGCUGCUGGUGUUCAACGACUCCACGUUCAAGGAGAGCGACUUCGAGUCGAUCUCGCGCAUCGGCGACUCGGUCAAGCGGACGCAGGUUGGCAAGACGGGGCGCUUCGGCGUGGGUUUCAACAGCGUCUACCACCUCACGGACAUGCCCUCGUUCGUCAGCGGCAGGCACGCGGUGUUCUUCGACCCGCACUGCGAGUUCCUGCCCAACGUCACCGCGGCCAACCCGGGCAAGCGCGUCGAUUUCGUCGCAAACGACGUUUUUUCACGGCACCCCGACCAGUGGGCCCCGUUCGUCGCCUUCGGCUGCGACGUUCGCGGCGAGUUCGCCGGCACGAUGUUCAGGUUCCCGCUGCGCACCGAAGCGCAGGCCAGGCGCUCCAGACUGUCCAAGGCGCACUACACCCCGGAGAGCGUCCGUGCGUUGCUACUCGCAUUCGCGCGGGAGAAGACGCUGGACAUGCUCUACCUGAAGAACGUGGAGACGGUGGAGGUGCUCGAGUGGGGACCCGGGGACGAGGCGCCUCGGGUCAUGGCGCGGAGUUCACUGCGCGUGGGGGACGCGGUGGAGGCGAGCGAGAUACGCAGGAACAGGAGCGCGUUCAGUCGAGCGUCGGCGGCGUGCGCCCAGGGCGUAGCGGGUGAACCUCCGAAGGUGUUCACCGUAUCUUUCGACUCGAUCGGCGCGGGGGCGUACGCGGAAACGACGGGUGGAGCGGUCGGCGACGGGGAUCAGACGGGGACGAGGACGUUUGUGGUGUCCCACGCGCUGGGCGCGGACCUCGCGCCGCUCGUGGCGUCCGGUCGCGAGAAGUUUGGGAUGAAGCUGGUGCCGUGGGCGUCCGUCGCGGCGGAGCUCGGGACGGAUCCGUCGUCGACCGCGAAAACCGUCGGCAGGGCGUUCACCUUCCUUCCCCUGCCGGUUCGAACCGGGCUGCCCGUCCACGUCAACGCCUACUUCGAGCUGUCGUCCAACCGGAGGGACAUCUGGUUCGGCGGCGACAUGGCGGGCGGCGGCGCGGCGAGGAGCGAGUGGAACCAGGCUCUGCUGACGAAAGUAUGCGCGCCGUGCUACGCGCGACUCAUAGCCGCGGUCGCCACCAUGCUCGGCCCGACUCCCGCGUUCUACGCGUUGUUCCCGGACGUCAACGUACCCGAGCCGUGGAACGGCGUCGUUCGCGAGCUGUACGCGACGAUCGCCUUUGAAGGUUCAAAGGUUCUUCACACCCCCGCGGACGACGGCGGGUGGAUCGCUCUCGCGGACGCCGUCCACCCCGACCACGAACUCGCCCACGACGACGCCCUGCGAGAUGCCCUCGUCGCCGAGGGCAUGCGCCUGACGGACGCACCGAGCACGGUGCUGGAGCGCAUCGAGGAGCACGCGGUUCCCAACCCGGAGCGGGUCUCGCCCGAGCGGGUCCGGCGAAUGCUUCGCGAAUCCGGACGCUCCGAACGAUCCCAUCGACCCAGGGACCGCGUCUUAGUCCUGUUGAGGUACGUCAUGUCCGACGUGAUCGACGACGACCCGGCGUCCGCGGCGUCGCUCGAGGGCGUCCCGCUGUUUCCCCUGGCGGACGGAACCGCCGCGGUCAUUCGCCCGGGGGGUGUCGGCGCUCCGCCGCUCUACGUGCCCGGCGCGGAGGAGGCUCGGCUCGUGGCCCGCGCGUCGAGCAGGUGCGUGGACCGCGCGUGCGACGAAACGAUCGUCGCGCGGCUCGAGACCCUGGCGGGGACUCGCGCGCUGAACGUGUCCCCGAUAGACGACGACGCCAUCGUGGAUCUGAUGCCCGACGUCUUGCCGACGGCGUGGGCUCGGGUGGGCGACGCGGGUGAGAGUUCUUCGCGGCGAGCGUACCAGCCGGUACCCUGGGACUGGGAUGACGACGACGACACGGCCGGCGGCGGGAUAUCCGCGGCGGGCAUAUCGGACGAGUACCUCGCGCUGGUGUGGCGCGUGCUCGGGUCCGUCGCAUCGGACACCCGCGCGCUCGGUAAGCUCGAGGGUUUCCCGUUGCUGCCCGUCGUAUGCGAUGGAGCGAAGGGAUCGAAAAAGUACGUCGUCCCGCUGGGCGCUCCGUUGAUUGACGCGACGGGCGUCUCCGCCGACGUCGCCGCGUCCAUGCGCGCCGCGGGGGUGCACGUGCUCGACGUCGGGACGUUGGCGGGAUCGACCGCGGGAGUGCACCCUGCGAUGAGAGACCACCCGGCGAUGGCGGGUUACCUCGCGCCGGCGUCGGCGGCGGGUUUCGCCGACGCGUUCGCCAGAGCCGUCGGCUGUGCCGCGAGCGAAGGAACGCCCCCGUGGUCCCCGACGUUCACGCGGGAGGAGGCGGCGAACCUGAGGGGCUUCGUGCUGCGGCGUCGGUGGUUCGGACGUGGCGCCGGGUCGGAGGGGCCGGACUUUGACGCGGCAAACCCCGAGCGCAUCGCGUCGCUCGCGUCGCUGAGAAUAUACGAAGCGUUUCCCGAACCCACAGCUGGCGACGACGACGACGACGACGACGACGCGCCGGGGAAACGCGAUCCUCCCCUGCUGGACCUGGUAUCUGCGCCUUUGCAACUCGCGCCCCGUCGCGGCACGGACCCCGCGCUCCUCGGAACCGACUUUUUGAAUCCGUCGUCGGACGAGGAAUCCGCCGUCCUCGUCGAACGGUUCGGCGUCGAGCGACUCACCGACCAAAAGUUCCUCCGGCAACGCGUGCUCUCCAGACUGGAUCGCAUACGGCCCGCGCGCGCGAGGAACGACGCCAUGCUCGACGCCCUCAGGCGCCUUCCCUCGCUGUGCGCCGGGGACGGGAGCCUAUCGCGGGCCGUCGCGAUAUCUCCGUUUGUGCCCACCGCGUCUGGGACGCUCGCGGCUCCGACGCACUUGUACGACCCUCGCAUACCCGAGCUCGUGGCGCUGCUGGACAGGAACACGAGCUUCCCAACCGCGCCGUUCGACGAUGACGCGACGCUCGGUAUCCUCGCGUCGCUUGGUAUGCGCUCGACCGUUACUCAGACGGCCGUUUUGGACGCGGCGAUGACCGCGGAGAGGCUCGGCGACGUGGAAAGUGACGCGUACGAUUUCGCCGCCGCGAACGAGCGGGGCUGGGCUAUUUUGCGUUACCUCGAAACCCCCGACGGGACCCGAAUGCUCGCGCCGGACCCGGUCAAGGACGUCAAGAGCUUCUUCGGCUCGAUGUUCGGCAAGGAGGACGAGAAAGACGGGGGAAAGAAGGAGGGCGCCGAGUUACCGAGGGAAGCUUUCGUGGCGCAGCUGUCCAGCGUGGCGUGGGUGCCAGUCGCCACCGAGCCGCCCGAGUCCGAACCCGGUUUACCCUGGCCGAAGAACCUCAGCCCGGUCGCCGCCCCGAAUAACGCGCGCCCGCCUAACGACGCGUGGCUGUGUUCGGCGACGAUGCGCGUGCUCGCGCGCGAGCCUCAGUCGUCCGCUCUCGCCGAUAUCCUGGGGUGGCGGCGGGGCGUGCCCGCGGCUACGCUCGCGAGCCAGCUGUUGGCGCUGGGCGAGGCGCACCCGUCCGUAGAGGAUCCCGCGGUCGGCCGUGCGCUCGCCGCGGCGGUCCCGCGCGUGUACGCCCUGCUCACGACGUCGCUCAACUCGCGCGGCUUUGCCGACGCGAUCGCCCGGCUGCCCGGGGAGGCGCGGGUCGUGUGGGUGGGUACAGGUUUCGCGAGAGCGGAAUCAGUCGCCUUCUCGGGGGCGCUCGACCUAAAACCGUACCUUCACGUGCUGCCUGCGGACUUGACCUGCUUCCGCCCGCUGCUCACCGCGAUGGGCGUGCGCGACGCCUUUGGCGCGAGCGACUACGUGCGGCUCCUGCGCGGCCUCGCGAAGGACGCGGGGGGCGGCGGGCUCGACGGAUCGCGGCUGGAUUUGGCGCUCUGGGUGCUCGGGACGUUGGCGGAUUACCCCCCGGCGACCCUCAGGACCGCGCUGGUGGACGAGGACGACGCGGUGGGUUCUGCAGGGAGCUCCGACGACGCGGUGGGUUCUGAAGGGAGUUCCCUGCCGGUACCCGACGCGUCUGGCGCGCUCGUCCCGGCGUCUGAGGUUCGAUUCAACGACGCGCCUUGGCUCGCCCCUCCCGAGGGCGUCCGCCUGUCGCACCCCAAACUCCCUUCGCAAACCGCCGAGGCGGUGGGCGUUCGAUCGCUUCGCCUCGCGCUCCUCGCGGAGGCGUCCGAGGACAUCGACGUGCAGCUGCACGGCAGCGCGGAGGCGUUCGGGCAGCACGAGGCGCUCACCACGAGGCUCAAGCACAUCCUCGACGCGUACGCCGACGGCCCCGGAGUCGUUUCGGAGCUGGUACAAAACGCGGAUGACGCAGGCGCCACCGAGGUCCGCCUCCUCCUCGACCAAACCCGCGGCGGCGAUAAGAGCCUCCUGGGUCCGAAGAUGGCGCGGUGGCAGGGCCCCGCGCUGGUGGCGUGGAACGACGCGGUGUUUUCCCCCGAGGACUUUCACAACAUCGCGAGGAUAGGGCAGGAUAGCAAGAUUGACAGGCCGGCGGCGGCGGGACGGUUCGGACUCGGUUUCAACGCCGUGUAUCACUUCACCGACCUGCCAUCCUUCGUCUCGGGGGACUAUUUGGUGAUGUUCGACCCGCACGCGACGCACCUGCCCGGCGCGACUCCCGCGAGGCCCGGGUUGAAGAUCGCCUUCGGCGCGAGCCCCCUGCUGUCGCAGUUUCCCGAUCAGUUUGCCGGCUAUAUCGACACCUUCGGCUGCGACCUCACCGCCUCGUAUCCGGCGACCAUGUUCCGUUUCCCGCUGCGAACGGACGAGGCCGCCCGAGCGAGCGAGAUCAAACCCGAGGCGUACACCCCGGCGCAGGUCCGAGCGCUGUUCGAGCAGUUCAGGGAACGCGCCACGCAGACGCUGUUGUUCCUGAAGAACGUACGAAAAAUUGGCGUUUACGAAAGAGGCGGCGAUUCUCGAGCGCCAAAGUUGGUGUACGAGGUGUCGAUUCCGGCGUUUCAGGACGAUAAGGACCCACGGGCCGCGACACUUCAGUGGGUCGCGGGUAAUUCCGCCUUCUCCCGCGGCGUCGCCCCCGUCGCCGCGGUCAAGAAGCAGCAGUUUGUCGAGAAGCUUCGAACGAUGCCGGAGAAAUCGCUGCCGACAUCCGUCGGCUGGAUGGACGUGCAGAUGCGCGCCGCAGAGACGGCGGAGUCACUCGGCGAAGAAGACGACGACGCCAAGGUCAUCGUCGGCACAACCAUCCGUCGCGAGCGAUGGUUAGUCUGCAGCUCACUCGCGGGGGGUAAGGCCAGGGCGUUGGCGUUGUCCGACACCGGCGUGAGCAGGGGUUUGGUCCCGUGGGUCGGCAUCGCCGCGAGGGUGCCGCACCCCGACGACGGCGAGUCUUUCAUCGGUCACUGCGACGGCCGAGCCUUCUGCUUCCUUCCCCUGCCGGUGCGAACCGGGCUGCCCGUCCACGUCAACGCCUACUUCGAGCUGUCGUCCAACCGGAGGGACAUCUGGUUCGGCGGCGACAUGGCGGGCGGCGGCGCGGCGAGGAGCGAGUGGAACCAGGCUCUGCUCGAAGACGCGUGCGCACCCGCGUACGCCAAAACAUUGGAGGCGGCGGCGGAGCAGCUUGGCCCCACGAGCGCGUUCUACGCCCUCUUUCCCACCGCGCCGUCGCACAACGCGCCGUGGUCGCUGAUCCUCCCGCCGCUUUAUUCGAACCUUUCGCGGAUUCCCUGCCUGAGGGCGACGGAUCCGUUUAGCAGCCCGGGUUCCGAGGUCAUCGCCCGGUGGGUCGCGCCCGCCGCCGCGAUGUUCCCAGACGCCGACAAGCCGACGCCGCCCGCGCUGGCCGACGCGCUGCGAGCCGAAGGCAUCUGGCUCGUCGAGGGCGCGCCAAAGGACGUGUGCGAGUCGUUCGCGCGGCACUGCGAACCCGACGCCGUGCGCCGGCUGUCCCCGGGCGCGGUUCGGGCCAUCCUGCGCCGACGGGACGUCCCUCACCCGGCGCUCGAUUCGCGGAAAAGGGUUCUGGCUCUCCUGGAGUACGUCCUGUCGGACGUGAACCCGGCGGACCCGAUGGGCGCCGCGGACCUCGAGGGCGUCCCGCUGGUGCCGCUCGUGGACGGCACGUUGGGACGCUUCGCGUUCCUGGGUUCAACCGAAGGGGAACCGAAACGGCGGGAUGGGGAACCGAAACGGCCGCCGUCUCAGGCAUCGAAGGCUAAGCGCGAUCGAGGCCCGACGUACCUGAUACCCCACGAGUCCGAGAUGGAGUUGCUUCGCGAGUGGGCCGGUGACGUGCUCGUGGACCGUACGCUGCUCUGCGGCGGCGAACCCUGGGACGGCGGCGAUUCGCUGACGUGUCUCGCGAGGCUCGAGCGGAUCAGUCUAGGACCCGCCGGCGCCGAGCUCAACGUCCGAAACUUUGACGGCGACGCGCUCGCGUCGAUGAUGCCGCGGAUCAUGCCCCGUCAGUGGGCCGCGCACCCGAGCCAACGGGUCAACGGGUACGUGGGAUGCGGUCGCGUCGUCGAGUGGCGCCCGAACGCCAAGGAGGGUCACCCGAGCCCCGAGAUGCUCGUGCUUCUGUGGCGCCGGCUCGCCGCGCUGUGCGGGGAAAAUCUCUCCGCGUUUCAGGGGUGGCCGAUGCUUCCGAUCGGCGGCGGCGGCUCGCUCGCGCCGCUGAUUCCCCACGGCCCCGUCGUUCGCGGGGAAGGCUGGACGGAGAACACUCGCGAUGCGCUCCUGGCGAUGCGCGUGCAGUCUCUCGACGAAGGCGACGUCUCAGGGGCGAUUGUCUCGCAUCCGAAAAUCGGCGACUACGUGAGACCGGCGACGGCAGCGGGGGUGUUGGACUCGGCCGUCGCAGCCGCCGCGCUCGACCCCGACGUCGCGGCGUCGGUUCCGGCGGACGCAUCGCCCGAGGAACGGUGGCGCGCGGCGGCUCGCGCGGUUCCCGAGGCGCUCGCGUCUAACGCCACGCUCGGAGCGGCGCCCAACAGGAGGGCGCUUCGAGCGUUUCUGAUUCAGAAGCGUUGGUUCGCGCGGGGCGCGCCCGGCGGAACGGUGGAGGGCGCCAGGCUCGACCUCGUGCGCUCGCUCCCGAUUUUCGAGACGUACCAGUCCGCCGCAUCGCACCACAAGGACGCUGACUCUACCGAGGGGUUCGUGUGCCUCGCGUCGGUGCCGCCGCCGCUGCUGGCCCCCGCGGGCGCCGACGAGGACCUCCUCCACCCGCCGUUCCUCAGGCUGGAUGGCGAAUCGGAGGCUUCGAUACUCGAGACGCACGCCGGCGUCGUGCGCGUCACCAACGCGGCGAUGCUCUCCGACGGCGUCCUCCCCGCACUCGCGCGGGGUCAGUUGCAUCCAUCCACGGCGCCGCGAGCGCUGGACGCGGUUCUCGCUGCGCUGAGCGACGCCAAGGCGAGCUGGACCGGCGCUGGCGACGUCGAACGCCUUACCCGAUCCGUUUGCGCAAACGCGUGCGUUCCGACCCCGUCGGGCGCGCUCAGACGACCGGACGAGUUGUUCGACCCGAGGGUACGCAGCCUGAGGGAGCUACUGGACCCGCGCGAGCACUUCCCGGCGCAUCCGUUCGAUGUCGGCGCUCGCGUCGAGGCGCUCGCGUCGCUCGGCGUGAGGCGGAUGUUGGGCGGGGAGGGGCUCGUCGCGUCUGCGCUCUCCGUCGAGAAGAUGGCGGCUUCCAACUUUGACGUCGCGGCGGCGGUCGCGAGGGGGCGCGCGCUGCUCGCGCACCUGAACGCGCUCGCCGCCGCGACCGCGAAGGGCGGCUCGGAGCUUCCCCCGCCCGGAGCGGUUUUCCAGCGAAAAGACGACGACGACGGGGACGGGGACGGCGCCGGGUCGAAUUCCGUGUGGCGGGAACUCUCGUCAAUCGCUUGGUGCCCCGCGCUGACCCAGCCGCCGCACCCAGCGAUGCCCUGGCCCAACAAGGGUUCGAGCAGGGCGCUUCCGCCGCUCGCGGCGCCGAGGGCGACGAGGCCGCCGAGCGACGCGUGGGCGGCGUCGUCGUGCAUGCGCGUCUUGGACCUCACCCCGCCAGCCUCGGAGGCGACAUCGCGAAAAGCCGAAACCGAAACCGAAACCGAAACGGUCAAGGAAAUUCCCGAAGCGGUGGCGGAUCAAACGACCUCUUCCGACGCGGAUCAAACCGCCCCUUCGAGCGCGGAUCGAGCCACCUCGGAGGAGGCCUUCCUGGAGGAGGAGAGAGAGUCGGCGGAGCGGGCGACGGAGACGACCCUGCGCGAGCACGAGUCUCUCAAACCCAUGGUCCUAGAGCCGUUACUGAUCGACAGACUCGGUUGGAACCGACUCAGCAGCACGGUGGUCGCGGCGCAACUGCUGGAGCUGGGUAAAUCCAACCCGAGCGUCCAACCCGACUCGGACCUCGCGCGCGUCAUCGGCGAGGAGCUGCCCUGGGCGUACGCCAAGCUCGCGGAGACGGCGGCAAACGGCGGAGCCGACCUGGACGCAGCGGGCACGAUCCUCGGCGACUCGCGUUGGCUCUGGACCGGCGCUGGCUUUGUCGCGUCCGCCGACGUGGCCGUGGAUUGCCCCGGGGAUUUAAGGCCGUACCUCCACGGCGUCCCGACGGAGCUGGCGGCGCACUCCGCACUCCUCGCCGCGCUCGGGGUUAGGCGAAGGUUCUCGCCGGAAGAUUUCGCGAGGGCGGCGAGCGCGCUGGCGAAAGACGCGGGGGGUGCCGCGCUGACAGAGGAGAAAGUGGAGCUCGCCGCGGCGCUCGCGGAGGCUGCUUCGGAGGCGCUCGCUCCUCCUCCGAACGUCGAUGGGAACGUCGAUGGAGCCGUCGAUGGGGCCGGGUCGACGUACCCAUCCGUGCCCAACGCCGCGAGGGUGGCCAACACCGUCGCCGGCCUGUUCGCGCUCCCGGACCACGUCGGCGUCAUGGCGCCGGCGGCCGAGCUGGUGAACAACGACGCGGAUUGGCUCCUGGAGGGUGCGCGCGGUACGAUCCGCCUGGUUCACCCCUCGGUGUCGCAAGCGACGGCGGAGGUUCUCGGCGCGAGGUCGCUGCGGGACAUGUUCGCCGUCGAUAAACGGUCCACCGACCGACUCCCGUGCCCGAGCGCGCAGACGCUUCGUAGGCUCCUGCCCAUGUACAACGACUCGGCUUUCUUCCUCGCGGACGUCGCGGAGGUGGCCGACGCCGCGGGCGCCAGGGGGAUCGAGGUGGCGCUCGACGCGAACACCUACCCCGCGAGGUCGCUGCUCCUCCCGCAGCUCGCCGCGUUCCAGGGUCCCGCGGUGACGGUUAAGUUCACCGGCGCGCCCCUGCAGCCCGAGGAAAUCGCGCAGCUCCUCUCCGCCGCGGCACCGUUCAAGCUUCGAAGGCGGGUCGUCAGGUUCGGUAACGGGCUCGUGACCGCCUGCCACGUCACCGACGCGGUGUUUGCGGUGUCCGCCGGGCGGCUGUGCGUGUUCGACCCCACCGGUCAGGCGCUGGGCGGCUCGAAGGAGGGCGGCUCCGACGGGUCGGCCAAAUCGUACUCGCUCGACGGCGGCGAACUCGCGGCGCGUUUCAUCGAUCAGUUCGCGCCGUUCAUCGCCGCGGGGGCCGACCCGGCGGGCUGCGGUAACUGCACGGUCAUCAGGUUCCCCUUACGCACCGAGGAUCAGGCGUCCAACCCAAAGGCGCUCGCCCCGGUGGCGUCCGCAAACGACGCGGAGUCUAUGCGGGACGUACUCGCGACUUUCGCCGCCGACGCGCACAGGAUCCUCCUCUUCGCAUCGUCGCUGACGGACAUACGCGCCGUUUGCCGCCGCGAGACGCCGCUCGAAACGGGUGACACCCCGACCGGGCCGACGGCGGAGGGCGACGGCGGAGAAGGCGAUGAGGUUCUCGUGGGCGAAGAGGUUCUCGUGGACGUCCGCCUCACCUCGCCCCCGCCGCGUCGGUCGUCGAGCUCGGGCGCCGAGAAGCCGACCCCUCGGAGCAUCAUCGACGAUAAGGAGUGGAGACGCGCGACGCUCACCACGCUGUUCGGCGGCGGUAACUCGACGCGCACCGCGCACGUGGUCACGCUCACCGAGACGGCGGGGAACAGCCCGCCGGUGACGGAUACGUGGGUCGUCGGCGCGGCGAUCGGCGUCGGGAAGGCCAGAGACAUCGCGCUCGACAGGAAGAGCUCAAGCCAGAUGCUCCUCCCGCUCGCGGCCGCCGCGAGCCACGUCGCCCGGGACGGCGCGCACGUCGAUCCGGCAUCCCCGCCGCCGCCGCCCGCGCUCGCCCGACUCGAGGCUCUAGCCGCGAGGCGCUUCGCCGCCGGCGGAGCUCGGGUCGCCACCCCAAAACCCGGCCGCGGCGUGUGCGCCCCUCUGCCGACACACGCGUCCAAGCGAUCAUCCGGCGACGACGACGGCGGAUACGGCGCGGACGGCCUCCUCUCCGUGGCUCGCACGCUCGAGCGCUUGCCGGCGGUGGUCAUGGCGCACUUCGCGCUCGAGCGAGGCGGCGGACGCGGGUUGGCGGAAUUCCUGGAUGACCCGGCGGCUUCGGUCGGCGGGGGAUCGAACGCGAGCCGCCCGCCCGCUCCCGACGCGACGAGGCGCGAGUGGAACCGCGCGCUGUGCCAGUGUCUCGCGGCCGCGUACGGCGCCAUGGUGGGGCACGCCCGCGUCGCGCCUUCCCCGGAGCUCCCGGCGGAUACGUUUUACUCGAUGUGGCCCCUCGCGGAGCGGGUCGGGCUGCCGGCGCCGCCCGACCUCGAUCCGGACGGUCGACCCGUCACCGGACGGGCGAGCGCGGGCGCGGGCGUCGUCGGCCAAGGGAAGGGCCACCCCGUCGCCGAGCUCGUGUUGUAUCCCGUGUACAAGGAGCUCGUGGACCAGCCCUUGUUUCGGUCUCUCGGGUCCAGGGCGCUCGUCAAGGCUUCCGAUGGAUACUUCCUCCCGGCCGGGUUCGCCGUCAACGAAGGCGUCGACGGCGCGACUUGGGCCCCCGGGUUCAACGGAUCAUCGCGGAUCGUGGCCAGGCCCCUCGCCGCGGGGUUCAUCGCCAGGCACUUCCCGGUGCUCGACGCCCCCGCGUGGCUCAGGCCGGAGCUCGCGGCGGCGGGCGCGGUGACCGCGGCGAGGGAGCUCACCGCCUCGGCGCUCCGUCGUCUGCUUCGGGCCAAGCCUCCCCCCGCCGACGUGCGAACGCACGUUGAGCUCGUGGAGUGCGCGUGCUCGGACAUCGACCCUGGCCCGGUCCCCGGGCCCGGAACCUCCGCGCCGCCGUCGCCCUCGAGGCAGGGGACCAUACCGGCGAUGUUCGGUCACGCGCGAAGGCCGGCGGGCGACGGACCUCCGGGUGGCGACGCCAUCGACGGCAUAAUGUCGGUGGUGAACGAGAUGUUCGGUCAGGCUGGCAUCGCGCCUCCGUCAAACGCCGCCUCUAACGCCGCUAACGCCGGUCCCCCGUUGGAUCUCUCCGCGGUCAGGGACCUCUCCGGGAUACCCGUUCCCACCGCGAGCGGCGCGCCCGCGGCGCUGGGCCACCAGGGGCUGUACAGCGGGAGCGAAAACAUGGUCGCGCUCGUGCCCACGCUGCGGGGUAAAUUCCUGCACCCGGCGCUCACGACGUCCCCGACGAUCGGCGCCCUGGUGCGCCACGCGCAGUUCAGGUCGGAGCUGAGGGUGUCCGUCUUCACCCCCGCGCAGCUCGCGACGGAGCUGCCCAACGUGUUGCCGAGGCGGCUCACCCCGGCGGGGUGCGGCGCCGCGCCCGUCGUGACUUGGUCGGACGGAAGCCUCGCGCAGGGCGAGCGCGUGCCGAGCGCGCGAUGGCUCCGCGCGUUCUGGGACGAGAUCGCGCCGCAGGGCCCCGUCGCGGUGGACGCUUUCGCGGCGUGGCCGCUGGUUCCCAUCCGCGGGGGUGAGCUCGUGAGGGUCGGGCACAGAGCCGCGGUGAUUGUUCCACCCGCGCCGACGAUUCACGCGCAUCCGCUGUCGCCGGAUCCGCUCGAUUCGUCCGUUCUCAGCCACGAGACGCUCGACGACACCGUCGACGAGCGAGACGUGGACGUGGACGUGAACGAGCGCGACGACGACGUCACGUUCGCGCGCCCGGGAUCCAAUCAGCCGCGAGCUUCACCCAUUCGCGACGUUUUGUUCGGCUCCCCCUCUCGCGCCGGUCUUGGAUCUCCCGCUCGAAGGACCGACGUCACGGCGGCGAAGAAGGCGGUCGAGGACGAGUGGACGUGGCUCGAGCCCAUGUUUCGGACCGUGGGCGCGCCCGUUCUGGACUGGGACGCCGCGGGCGAGGCGUGCGCUCGCAUGCUGGACCAAUCGGUUGAAACCGUCAGGGGCGCGUCCAUACGAACCGCAUCCGACGUCAUCGCCUUCAAGGCUCAGCAGAUCCGCGCGUGCCUCGGCGCCGGCCGGCCGUCGUUCGCGCUCGUGGACGAGGAGACUCGCGGCGCCGUGUUCUCGCUGUUCGCCGCGUCGCACGUCGUCAGCGGGUUCGCCGCCUCCGAGGAGGGUUUGGAAGUGAUCCGAUCGUUCCCCAUCUUCGCGACGGUGGCGGGCGAUCGAACGGAUCUGACCUCGGGCGAGUACGUCACCUGCCCGCCCGGCGUGGCCUUCGCCGAGACUUUGCGCAGCUUCGGCGGUUUGCUCGAGUUCAAGGACGACGCCAGGGAGUUCUAUAAGGCUUUGGGCGUGCCCGAGCUGGCGGACGCGGACGUGCUGGCGAGGUUCAUAGCGCCCAGCCUGGAGAAGCUCAACGUCCCCGGGCGCACAGCCGCGUUGACGUACCUCAAGCGACACUGGCCCAGACUCAAGGAGAGUGAACCGCUUUGCGACGCGCUGCGUGCCGCGAGGUUCGUGGAGGCUAACGGAACGGACGCGCUGAUGUCGCCGGGGAACUUGUACGACCCCGAGGUUGAACUACUUCACGCGGUGUUCCGGGGACAGACGGGAGCGUUUCCGGCUGGCGCCUGGCUCGACGCGGACUGGCUGAAUUUGCUCAGGGACGUCGGCCUGAGGAGCACGGUGGACGCGACGCUGUUCCAGCUGUGCGCCACGCGCGUCGCCGCGAGGGCGAUCGGUCUUGGAAUCGCGUACCCCACCGAAGCUGGCGCGAGACGGUAUCCGCCGGUGCCCCCAGCUCCGACCUCGGCGGAUCUCGCGCUUGCGCAAACGACGACGGCGGACUCGGACGACUCCGACGACGAUUUUAACGACGAAGCCGCGUUGGACAAGGAGGCUGGGCUCGUCAUCGCGGCGGGAGCCAUGCUCGCGAACCACCUCGUGGACAACAUCGCGCACCUCUACACGGCCAACGUGUGCGAGGUGGUGUUGGGGGUGCCGUUCGUGCCAGCCGCGCUGGGCGUGCCCGGGGAGCCGGGGCCCGGUUGCGCGGGAUGCAACGUCCUGACGUCUUUCUCGCACGCGAUGCUCCCCGAGCACUGGGCCUCCGUGUUCAUGCACCUGCCCGUGUUACCACCCGACUUUGUCCCGCCGCAGUUCGCGAGGUCCAGGCUCAGGGUCAAGAGCGAGCCGGGCGCGAGCGCGGUGGCGGCGCACCUCGUCUCGUUGGGCGCUUCGCCGAACGAAGGCGGCGGAGUCGCGGCGCUCGGUCGGUGGACACCCGCGGCUGGUGACCCGUGCGUCGCCGUCGCCGCCGCGCUCGCCGUCCUCGGCGACCUCGGCGGGGUCGACGCUUUGGAGGCGCGCGAGAUCGAGGCGUUGAGCGACGCGUCGUUCGUUCCGGUGGCGGGGGGCGCGUCCACGGAGGCGCCUCGCCGGCUCUGGCUCCGCGCGCCCGCGCAACUCGCGCCGCUGGCGUUUGAGCUGCCGUCCUCACUGACGGAACACGCGGGGUUCCUUAGGAAGCUCGGGCUACGGGACGAGCUGACGCCCGCGGAUGCGGACGCGGCGCUUCGAGUCGCCGCGAAAAAGGCGAACGGUCGCGCGCUCGGUCCCAACGAGUUGCGCGCCGCCGUCGCCGCCCUUCGCCACGCCGCCGGCCAAGUCGACGGCGGCGGCUUUGAAAUUUCUUCGUCUUCGUCUUCGGUUGCGGCUCAAAAAGGAGUUGCGGCUCCAAGGCGACGCGAAGGAACGACGCCCGUCCCGGAUUCGUUCGGGGUUUUGGCGCCUUCGACGUCCCUCUUCCACGCGUGGGGCGCGCCCCGGUCGCUGCUUCAAAGGCUGGACCGGCGGAAGCUGCGGCUGGCGCACGAUUUGGUCCCCGCGAACGCGUGCGCGGCGGCGGGUAUUCGCGCCGUGAGAGACGCGGUGUUUGAGCGCCGAGUCGUGGACGGAUCAGACGUUCCAGACGACGUUCCAGACGACGUUCCAGACGACGUUCCAGACGACGUUCCAGACGACGUUCCAGAUGAACACGUCGGUCCGGACCAAUCACCGAACGAGAGCCGCGUUCCGACGACGCGGGCCCGGUGGACGAGCGAGGGCGGCGCCGAGUGGCCGGAGGCUUUCGCGUUCGCCGCCGCCCUCGCUCGCGACGACCUCGCCGACGCCCUCCACGCGGUGCUCCGCGCGCGCGGGUGCGCGGUUUCGACCCGGGAGGCGCUGCGUGAGAAACUUCGGGACGUGUCCGGAAGCUUCCGGGUGGUGGAUUCGCUUCGAACCGGUCUGUACGCGGAAUCAGACGGCGGCGGAUGCUUUGACGUCACGCUCGGUCCCCCCGCGACGACGCACGCUUUUCUCGACGCGUCGACGGGGACGGUGUACGUGUCGCCGCCGGAUAACCCCACCGCCCGCGGCAGCCUCGCGUCGCCCUUGCUCGCGCGCGCGGUGGCGUCCGCGUUGGGGGUCGGCGACGACGGGACGGCGACGGCGGCGCUCGUCGCGCUCGUCCAAGCGGCGGCGUCAACCGGCGAAGAUCCAAAAGCGAUGGAAUCGACGACGGCCGCGUUCGGCGGGAACGUUCGCGAUGACUCGUCAUCGCGUGAUUCGGACGUACCCGUCGACACCGCGCACGGGGACGACGCGUCGGCGGCGAGCGCGAGGGGCGACCCCGGCGCGGUCGUCCUCACCCGGGACGCGAGGUUGCUCGCCGCGCGGCCGCUUCGACCGCUCGUCGCCGGCGAGACGUGCGCGAUUAAAAGCGUUCGUCGAUUCGGUUCCCCCGGCGAGGCUGCCGCGGCGGCUGCGGAAUCCCGGGCGUCGUCGUCCGGCGGCGUCGCGACGAACGAGGAUCGGUACGUGUACGCGAGGGUGGUGUCCGCGACGAGGCCCGUGAAGGGCGCGGCGCUCACUCGCGUCCUCCUCGAGUCCGGUCCCGGCGGCGAGACGCGCGAGGCGCUUUCGUCGGAGGUGUUUACGUUUCGGCUCGUCUCCGAGCUCGGUCCGGACGAGACGGGGGCGGGGGCGGGCGGCGGUUCGGGUCGCGGUGGACCCGAAGCGACACCCACCGCCAGCCGCGACCCGCCCCAGACCGACGCGGUGACCCCCGCGGACCCCGGCGUCGAGUCGGCGUCGCCGACGAGCCAUCGGGCGGAUUCCGGAUUGGAGGAUGCGUCUCUUGGAACCAAUCCAGUUUCAUCCGACGAUCUCGUCCGCGCCGUCCGCGAUCUGCUCACCGCGGCGGGCGCGCCGCCCAGCAUGGCGCAGGCCGAUCUCCUCGCCGCGAACCAGCGGCUGCGGGGUGAGCUGGAGGACGUCUCCGGAGCGGUGCAGGCCGCGGAGAAGGAGAUUGCGGAAAAAGAGUCGCACGCGACGCGAGUCGAAAAGGCGUUUUUGUGUCCUAUCACGCAAGGAAUCAUGACCGACCCAGUGGUGGCUACCGACGGGCACACGUACGAGAGGCGCGCGAUCGAGCAGUGGUUCUCUCAGGGUCGGUUGACGAGCCCGGUCACCAACCUGAGGCUGAACACGACGACGCUGGUUCCGAAUCACGCGCUGCGGGGCGCCAUCACGGCGCACGCGAGUCGAAGCGGCGGCGAGUGA